AUGGGUUCGAUUGUGCUCCCUCACCUGCCUACAGCCUGGCAUGUUGACCAGGCUAUCCUGACGGAGGAGGAACGCCUCGUGGUCAUUCGCUUCGGUCGCGAUCAUGAUCCCGAUUGCAUCCAGCAAGAUGAGCUGCUUUACAAGGUUGCAGAGCGUGUCAAGAACUUUGCGGUGAUCUACGUUUGCGACCUCGACGACGUACCCGAUUUCAUCGGAAUGUACGAACUCUACGACCCGAUGACCCUCAUGUUCUUCUAUCGAAAUAAGCAUAUGAUGUGUGACUUCGGUACAGGUAACAACAACAAGUUGAACUGGGUACUAGAGGACAAGCAAGAGCUCAUCGACAUCCUGGAAACCAUCUACAAGGGCGCAAAGAAGGGCCGUGGUUUGGUUGUGAGCCCAAAGGAUUACUCGACUCGCUACCGCUACUAG
This is a messenger RNA of Penicillium chermesinum, 432 nucleotides long. RefSeq names its product DIM1 family thioredoxin-like protein. Gene Ontology annotation, biological process: mRNA splicing, via spliceosome. NCBI's taxonomy places the organism in Eukaryota, Fungi, Ascomycota, Eurotiomycetes, Eurotiales, Aspergillaceae. The record is from RefSeq and is a predicted model, not a curated record. Gene Ontology annotation, cellular component: U4/U6 x U5 tri-snRNP complex; spliceosomal complex; U5 snRNP. The transcript has 4 exons. The coding region runs from base 1 to 432 and encodes 143 amino acids.